CGCGCAGGCGGAUCCAGGCCGGGUUUUGCGGUGGAAUCCAAGAGUGCUGGGUCUUCUGUCGCUCUCAGCAGCUUUCUACUGAGGGAGAUCAUGGUGCUGAACGAACUGUGGGCUGCGCUCUCCAGUGCCUCCGGGGCUGCUGUGGCCUGCUGCUUAGUAGCGGCAGCGGUGGCCCUGCGCUGGUCCGGUGGCCGGAUGGCGCGUGGUGCGGCGGCCCGAGCGCGACAGAAACAGCAAGCAGCCCUAGAAAGCAUGGACAAGGCGGCGCAGCGCUUCCGACUCCAGAACCCUGACCUGGACUCAGAAGCAUUGCUGGCCCUGACUUUGCCUCAGCUGAUGCAGAAGUUAAACAAUGGGGAGCUGUCUCCACAGGCUGUGCUCUUCACCUAUUUGGGAAAGGCCUACGAAGUGAGCAAAGGGACCAACUGCGUGACCACUUACCUGGCGGACUGCGAGACUCAGCUGUGCCAGGUCCCAAGGCAGGGCCUGCUCUAUGGUGUCCCUGUGAGCCUCAAGGAGUGCUUCAGCUACCAGGGCCAGGACUCGACCCUGGGCUUGAGCGUGAAUGAGGGGGUGCCAGCGGAGUGUGACAGUGUGGUGGUGCAGGUGCUGAAGCUGCAGGGUGCUGUGCCCUUCGUGCAUACCAACGUCCCCCAGUCCAUGCUCAGCUAUGACUGCAGCAACCCCCUCUUCGGCCAGACCACAAACCCAUGGAACUGCUGCAAGAGCCCAGGUGGCUCCUCGGGGGGUGAAGGGGCCCUCAUUGCAGCUGGAGGCUCCCUCCUGGGCUUAGGCACUGACAUCGGGGGCAGCAUCCGCUUUCCCUCCUCCUUCUGUGGCAUCUGCGGCCUCAAGCCCACAGUGAACCGCCUCAGCAAGGUUGGCCUGAAGGGCUGUAUUUAUGGACAGCUGGCAGUACAGGUCUCAGUUGGCCCCAUGGCCCGGGACGUGGAUAGCCUGGCACUGUGCCUGCGAGCACUGCUGUGUGAGGACAUGUUCCGCUUGGACCCCACUGUGCCCCCACUGCCCUUCAAGGAGGAGGUCUAUGCAAGCUCUCGGCCCUUGCGUGUGGGGUAUUAUGAGACAGACAACUAUACCAUGCCCACCCCGGCCAUGAAGCGGGCUGUGCUGGAGACCAAGCAGAGACUAGAGGCUGCUGGCCACACGCUGAUUCCCUUCCUGCCAAGGAACAUACCCUAUGCUCUGGAGACCCUGUCGGUAGGUGGGAUGUUCAGCGAUGGCGGAAGCAGCUUCCUACAGAACUUCAAAGGUGAUUUGGUGGACCCCUGCUUGAGGAAUCUGAUGUUGGCUCUGAAGCUGCCUGGGUGGCUUAAAGGACUGCUGGCUUUCCUGCUGAAGCCCCUGGUCCCAAGGUUGGCAGCCUUUCUCAGUGGCAUGAAGUCUCGGUCCACUGGAAAGCUCUGGGAACUGCAUCACGAGAUCGAGGUGUACCGCAACUCUGUGAUUGCCCAGUGGAGAGCGAUGGACUUGGAUGUGGUGCUCACCCCCAUGCUGGGCCCUGCUAUGGACUUGAAUGCCUCAGGCAUGGCCUCAGGGGCCGUCAGCUACACUAUACUCUACAACUGCCUGGACUUCCCAGCGGGGGUGGUGCCUGUCACCACAGUGACCGUCGAGGAUGAGGCCCAGAUGGAACAUUACCAGGGCUACUUUGGAGACAUCUGGGACAAAGCGCUGAGGAAGGCCAUGAAGAAGAGUGUGGGGCUGCCUGUGGCUGUGCAGUGCGUGGCUCUACCCUGGCAAGAAGAGCUGUGUCUGAGAUUCAUGCGGGAGGUGGAGCGACUGAUGACCCCUGAAAAGCGGCUGUUCUGACUGCUGCCUGCCCAGCUGCCUCUGGAGGACCCACUCGAUCUGCACCUAGCCCGGUCAGGGCACAGCUGCCACCCUUCAAGGAAAUAUUUACCUGGGGGCACAGGCUUCCUUCCCUUUACCUCUCCAAGAAGCCAAGACUCCCUGGACCUUGCUCCCCUGCCUGGUCCCCAGCCUCUGCCCUGACCCUCUCCACAUGUGGCAGCCAGUGGGUAUAACAUGGGCAAAGGCCCACUGAGAGUCAAAAAAUGGUUUCUAUCCUGUGUACUUCCUGGCCGUCCUUGUUAGGGCACAGGGUUGGAGACUUGACCUUCUAGAGCCUGCCUCCAGCCAUGUCAGUGUCCGGCUCCCAAACCUCCCCUGGUUCCCGUCACAUACAGGAUGGACACAGGCUUCCCAGAGUGGGUGUUGCAGACCCAGCACUUCACCCUACCCCUCCCUGCACCCUGCCUUAGACUGAGUCCUACUUUGAUAGAGACAUUGCCCUUUUGCUUCCUCCUUUUUUUUCUUCUUCCAUGUGCUGAGGAUGCCCUUGCAGAUCCUCUGCCUUUAAAUACUUUGACGCCUGCUCAGAUCCCUCUUUCUCCAGAAGGCUUUCCCUCCCUCCUCUGAGCCUUGGAGUAGGCGGCCCGUUUCCCUCAGCCUGCCCAAAGGCGUCUGGGUGGGGAGGCUGCCUCUCAUAGCGCACUGGUUCUCCUUGAUGGCAGGGACCCAACUGUGCAUCUUUGUCCCUAGUGGCCAGCACAGGGCUGGGCACAAGAGAGAGCAAGGAGUGGAGUGCUGACCCUGAGCUGGUACUGUUGGAGAGAAGGACCCACAGGCCUGGGGAGGUGAGCAUCAGAAAAGGCAGUCUGUUAAAGUGCUCACAGGGCUGGCCAAGGACUAUAUUGGUCUGAGAAGGCUUCCUGAAUGAGGAGGACCUCUGUUGAGUCUAGAAGGUUCCCAGAGGCUGAGAUAGGGAAGGAGGAACAUCCCAGGGAGAAGAAAUAACAGUAUGCCCAAAGGCCAGGAUGCGUUUGGUAGAGGGAAGCAUGUUAAAUGGGCACAGGAGAAGCAGCGAGGAUGUAGGUGGGGCCAGACCAGGGUGAACUUUCGGGGCCAGUGCAGGAAUUUGAAUCCUGUCUCAAGGGCAAUGGGGAGCUCGAAUGAUCACGCAAGUGCAGUGAGGAGAGUAGACUGGAUGGAUGGAGGCUGGACAAGGAUAAGGAGGUUGUUCCUUUAUCCUAACCACCUAGGCAUGAGCUAGGGAGGCGGUCCAGGGGCAGAGAGAGGCGGUUUGGAAAUUGGCAAGUGAGAUGCAAGUGAGCUGUCUCAGCUCAGUCUGCCAGGUUACCUCUCACUGCACUGCGUUGCCUGGCAGGUUGUCUGUCACUGUGUUCUCUGGUGACAGACUUCUUGGCCCUAACAGCAGGGCCAUCUCACUCCUCCCUGGUCCCAGCCCUGAAUCCCCUGCUUGCUGUAGAAGGCCUUUCUGAGCCUGAGCAUUCCAGCAGGGUGGACCCCAGGUUCUUAGCUGGCCUACUUCAAACUCUUUUCAGAUCUAGGUGCUUUCCUUCACCGUCCUGAUGUUUCUGCUCCCCCAGUUUGCAGAACCAGUGGCACCAACAUUCUCUGCCAGGGGCAUCCUGCCUUGGUAGUCCCAGUCUCAGAGCAGGUGUGAGGCCCUACACCCUGGUGCUGACUAGAAGGCCCAACCCGCAUGAACACCUUGAUGGGGGUGACCCAAAAGGUGUGGCACUCUGCCCUGGUUCCUCAUAACUGCUGUGUCAUUUUGUCUCAUAUAAUUCCAUGAAACUACCUGCAAUCUGCCCAGUUUUCUGUUUUUGGUUACUGAUAUCCUUGUGCUUUCUGAUGUGAGGCUUCAGUGGAAGGUGCCAGUGCCUCUCCUUCAUUCCUUCACUGGUUCAGUGAUAGGCCCUUGGAGCCUCAGUAUGGUCACACCCACCCUGUGCUUAGUGGUGCUGAGUUCAGCCAGGCCUGGCUCCCAUCCUUGGGUUCCUGGGCUCGUGGGGGUGGUGGACAUUGACACAAGCACAUCUGUUCCUCAGGUGAUUAGGACUGGGGGAAAGGGCAAUAAGGGGUCAAAUGCUGCUGAAAGGCAGCAGAGGUGGUCAUUGCAGAAGCACCAUUUCCACUCCUACUCUCAAAUCCAAGUCGCCUGCCUCUCCUGGACACUGCAGUAACCUCAUUUGGCUCCCUCCUUCCAUCGUCACCUGUCUCCCAACCAAUUUUCCAUAUAGUAGCCGGAGUGACUCCUUAGAAGUGUGUAUCAGAUUGAGUCACUUUUCUCCUUAAAAUCUUCCAAUGGCUUCUCAUCCUACCAAGAAUAAAAUUCUGUGUCCCACAGG
Messenger RNA from Artibeus jamaicensis (Jamaican fruit-eating bat), 4175 nucleotides. RefSeq names its product fatty acid amide hydrolase (gene FAAH). Bases 91 to 1830 code for a protein of 579 amino acids. The transcript has 15 exons. Gene Ontology annotation, biological process: fatty acid catabolic process. NCBI's taxonomy places the organism in Eukaryota, Metazoa, Chordata, Mammalia, Chiroptera, Phyllostomidae. Gene Ontology annotation, molecular function: fatty acid amide hydrolase activity; amidase activity. The record is from RefSeq and is a predicted model, not a curated record.